This is a messenger RNA of Cyclospora cayetanensis, 1032 nucleotides long. Its product is annotated as inositol monophosphatase 2. Lineage: Eukaryota; Apicomplexa; Conoidasida; Eucoccidiorida; Eimeriidae. The record is from RefSeq and is a predicted model, not a curated record. Gene Ontology annotation, biological process: inositol metabolic process; phosphatidylinositol phosphate biosynthetic process; signal transduction. The transcript has 10 exons. Gene Ontology annotation, molecular function: inositol monophosphate 1-phosphatase activity. Bases 1 to 1032 code for a protein of 343 amino acids.
AUGGCGGACGGCGAGGUAACUUUGCAGUUCGUGCGGAAUCUCGCGGAGUCUGUGGGGCCGUUGAUUCUCGAAGGCUUUGGCUGUGGCACCCGCUGCAAAACGGGGAGCGAAGCGAAGACGAAGGCCUCCGCAGCGGAUCUUGUGACAGAAUUUGACACGGGAGUUGAGGAACGGCUGAAAGCCAUGAUUCAAGAAGCGUUUCCGCAUCAUGCCUUUCUUUGUGAAGAAUCUGCGACUGCCGACCAACGCCUCACGGAUGCACCAACUUGGAUUAUUGAUCCUGUGUGUAUUGGUAGCGCUGCAGCUACUUCCGCCGAGUUUCUUUGUUGCUAUCGUAUUGACGGCACGACAAACUUCGUUCACGGCCUUCCCUUUACGUGUGUCUCGAUCGCCUUUGCAAGAGACAAACGCGUCCUCAUCGGGGUCGUCUUUUCGCCUGUGACGAAGGAGCUUUUCAGCGCGGAAAGAGGCCACGGUGCCACACUCAACGGGGCCCCUUUGAAGGCGUCCAGCUGCACCGAAGUCGGGAAGGCUCUGGCCUGCGUAUCCUUUGGGGUGUCUACGCUUCGACAACUUACAGAGACAACCGAUGAAACGCGGCUCAGCUACCUUCGCACGUUUCAGGAGUCCGUGCUUAGCAACGUUAACUUUGUAACGACCCACUGCCGGGAUAUCCGACACUUCGGCAGCACAGCCCUAGAACUUUGCUACUUGGCUGCUGGGCGGCUUGACUGCGUUGCGACAUUCGGGCCAAAGGAAUGGGACAUGGCUGCUGGCAGUCUCAUCCUUGAGGAGGCGGGGGCCGUUUGCAGUGACAUGCGUGGCAACCAGCCGGUGAGCAGCUGCAUGGGUGGCACCUGUUGCAGGAGCGUCGAUUGUGGCUGCCAUUGCUACAAUAUCGAUGUUGCUGCAUAUGCUGCUGCUGUUGCUUCCAUCGCUUCUCGACUGGACCUCUCAAAACACCAGGUGCUGGCUGCAGCAACUCCAGAGUUGCUGAAAGCUUUCGCGGCGAACCUGAAGUGCCCUUGCUGA